AUGAGAGAAGGCGAAAUCUUAUUCUCAGUACCUGCUAUAUUUCGAAUUGGGGAAAUGAAAGAAUUCGAUGAUGGUGUUUGGAAUAUACAGUUAAAAAUGACGGCAGACGAUGACCAGCAACUUCGACAACUCGGAAAUUAUGUUCGUCAUAAAUUUCUGGAAAAUCAUGAAUUUUCUGCAUUAUUCGAACAAGCAAGGACAAAAUCACCUGAGGAUUCUCAUGUCAUUGGUAUCCAUGAAAAUAUGCUCAAAUUUGUUCAACUUAUGGUUUAUAUUCAUCAAUUUGAUGAUGCACUAAAAAUAGCAUUUGAACGCUGGGUAGACUUAGUGGAUGAAGAUACGAUCACUUCUAGACAGACUCUAUCAGUAUUUCAAAGUUUCGUGAAUCCUGUUGAACGCUUGUCGAAAGGAUCAGACAUUGAUCAAAAUCGUUUAGAAUGGAUUGAAAAUAGACUUAAUCAUUCACCUCCUACUGAUACAAAUGAAUUAGCGAACUUGUAUAACUCAGCGGCCAGCUUAACAAACAAUCUUGAUCAAAGAUUAGACUAUUGCUUGCGUCAUUUCAAACUGCUUGAAGAGACAGGUCAUAUGACAGCUACGAAAUUUAUUCAGCAUCAUAUUCGAAUUGGUGACAUUUUUUCUGAACAAGUUCGUUUUGACGAUGCCUUAAUUAAUUAUCAAAUCGCACUGCAAAAAGCACUCGGAUCUGAAUCAACAACAAAUCCUCUGAUCGGUGAUUGCUAUUAUAGAAUUGGUUUUACUUAUCUAAGAUUAGAAGAGUUUGAAAAAGUAUCAGAGUAUUAUGAAAACGCUCUAGCUAUUUAUUCCAGAUCACUUCCACCAACACAUCUAAGUUUUCAUAAAGUAUAUUUGGCAUAUGGAGUUUAUCUGGCGAAUUCCAAGCAUUACGACGAAGCAAUGGGAUAUUUUCAAAAAGCCAUCGAAGUGCAUCGAGCUUAUUCUGGUCAUGAGUCUGUAGUCGAAGCAGAACAGCAAUUUGCUGAAUACUGUAAUCCACAAACAAAUGCAGUUGAUCGCAAGAAAAUGGAUGACUUGAUUGCAAAACUAGAUAAAUUAGGAAAAUGA
Messenger RNA from Didymodactylos carnosus, 1086 nucleotides. The record is from the annotation of a GenBank genome assembly. NCBI's taxonomy places the organism in Eukaryota, Metazoa, Rotifera, Eurotatoria, Philodinida, Philodinidae.